Corapipo altera (White-ruffed manakin) is the source of this 2263-nucleotide messenger RNA. RefSeq names its product solute carrier family 27 member 1 (gene SLC27A1). Gene Ontology annotation, cellular component: mitochondrial inner membrane; plasma membrane. The record is from RefSeq and is a predicted model, not a curated record. NCBI's taxonomy places the organism in Eukaryota, Metazoa, Chordata, Aves, Passeriformes, Pipridae. The transcript is spliced from 12 exons. The coding region runs from base 201 to 2141 and encodes 646 amino acids. Gene Ontology annotation, biological process: cardiolipin biosynthetic process; long-chain fatty acid import into cell; phosphatidylethanolamine biosynthetic process. Gene Ontology annotation, molecular function: long-chain fatty acid transmembrane transporter activity; fatty acid transmembrane transporter activity; long-chain fatty acid-CoA ligase activity.
CCGCCGUCCCCGAUCUCGGAGCCCCGGUCCCUGAGCCCGGCCCCAUCCCCUGGAGCCCGGUCCCUGAUCCUGGGUCCCUGUCCCCGAUGGCAGAUCCCCGUCCCUGAUCCCGGUCCCUGAUCCCGGGUCCCUGUCCCAGAUCCCGGUCCCCGAUCGCAGACCCCGGUCCCGGAUCGGGGUCGCGGAUCCCGUUCCCAGCCAUGCACCCCGCGGGGCUCUGCGCGGCCUCCCUGGGCUCUCUGGGGCUGCUGCGGCUCUUGGGGGCCCCGUGGCCCUGGAGCGUGGCGGCCUCGCUGGGGCUGUGCCUGGGCGGCGGCGGGUGGCGGCUGCUGCGGCUCAUCGUGCGGACGGCGCCCCGGGACCUCUUCGGCCUGUGGGUGCUGCUCCGGGUGAAGUUCCACCUGCGGCGGCACCAGCGCUCCCGGGCCACGAUCCCGCGGCUCUUCCAGGCCGUGGCGCGGCGGCUGCCAGACAAAGCCGCGCUCAUCUACGAGGCCACGGGCGAGCGCUGGACCUUCCGGCGGCUGGACGAGUUCUCCAACGCCGUGGGCAACCUCUUCCAGCAGCUGGGCUUCGGCUCCGGGGACGUGGUUGCCCUGUUCAUGGAGUCGCGCCCGGAGUUCGUGGCGCUCUGGCUGGGCCUGGCCAAGGCCGGCGUCGAGGCCGCGCUGAUCAACUUCAACCUGCGCCGGGAGUCGCUGGUUUAUUGUGUGGCCGCCUCCGGCGCCAAGGCCCUCGUGUUCGGGGGGGAGCUGGCGGCAGCGGUCUCGGAGGUCAAUGGGAUGCUGGGGAAGAACAUGGAAAAGUUCUGCUCCGGGGAAUAUAACCCGGAUCUGGUCCCUGUGGACACCAAACACCUGGAUCCGCUCCUGAAUUCCGCCCCCAAAUCCCCCCUGGCGCAGAUCCCGUCAAAAGGCCUGGAUGACCGGCUCUUCUACAUCUACACGUCGGGCACGACGGGGAUGCCCAAGGCGGCCAUCGUGGUGCACAGCAGGUAUUACCGGAUCGCCGCCUUCGGCUACUACGCCUACCGGAUGCGCCCCGAGGACGUGAUCUACGACUGCCUGCCCCUCUACCACUCGGCAGGGAACAUCAUGGGCGUGGGGCAGUGCCUGAUCCAUGGGCUCACCGUGGUCAUCAGGAAGAAGUUCUCGGCCAGUCGCUUCUGGGACGACUGUGUCAAGUAUCGCUGCACGAUCAUUCAGUAUAUCGGGGAAAUCUGCAGGUACCUCCUGAACCAGCCGGUCCGUGACUCCGAGAGCCGGCACCGCGUCCGGCUCGCGGUCGGCAACGGGCUCCGGCCCCACAUCUGGGAGGAGUUCACCCGGCGCUUCCGGGUGAAGCAGAUCGGGGAGUUCUACGGAGCCACGGAAUGCAACUGCAGCAUCGCCAACCUGGAUGGGAAGGUGGGAGCCUGCGGGUUCAACAGCCGGAUUUUGCCCAACGUUUAUCCCAUCCGGUUGGUGAAGGUCAACGAGGACACCAUGGAGCUGAUCCGGGAUUCCCGGGGGCUCUGUGUCCCCUGUCGCCCAGGAGAGCCGGGGCUGCUGGUGGGGCAGAUCAACCAGCGGGACCCUCUGCGGCGCUUCGACGGCUACAUCAGCGAGAGCGCCACGAGCAAGAAGAUCGCCCACGACGUCCUGCGCAAGGGGGACCAGGCCUAUCUCUCAGGGGAUGUGCUGGUCAUGGACGACCUGGGAUACAUGUACUUCCGAGACCGGAGUGGGGACACGUUCCGGUGGCGCGGGGAGAAUGUCUCCACCACGGAGGUGGAGGGAGCCCUGAGCCGCAUCCUCAACCAGACGGACGUGGUGGUGUACGGAGUGGGAAUUCCAGGUGUGGAGGGCAAGGCGGGCAUGGCGGCCAUCGCGGACCCCUCGUCCCGGCUGGACCCGGGGGGUUUGUACGAGCAGCUGACGCCGGUGCUGCCGCCCUACGCCCGGCCCGUCUUCCUGCGCCUGCUGCCACACCUGGACACCACAGGGACGUUCAAGCUGCAGAAGACCCGUCUCCGGGCGGAGGGUUGGGACCCCCGGCUGGUCCCCGACCAGCUCUUUGUGCUGGACCCUCAGCGGGGCCGAUACGUCCCCCUGGAUCGGGGGAUGCACCAGCGGAUCUGCUCCGGGAAUGCUGGGCUGUGACCCCCUGGAUCCCGGGACAUCCAACAGAUCUGUGCCAGGAAUGCCGGGCUGUGACCCCCUGGAUCCCAGGACAUCCAACAGAUCUGUGCCAGGAAUGCUGGGUUGUCACUCCCUGGAUCCCA